AUGACCAUCAGCCAACCUUCAGCAUGUCUCCGAUUCGUUCAACGCAUAUGUCGCGGCUUCCAAUCGUUCUCAGGCCAUGACUCUGUCACUAUCCAUCAGCUUCAAAUCAAUAAAGCCACUCCCGGGCGGAUUUCAGGCUCUUUUCAGAUCGGUUCUCACAACCUCAAUCGCCUCGGAACCCUGCAUGGCGGAUGUAUUGCAACAUUGACCGACACAAUAGGUUCGCUUGCUAUCGCUUCCAAAGGCCUCUAUUCGACAGGGGUGAGCACAGAUAUCAACACAACUUACGUCAAGUCUGGUGGAGGGAAAGGCGAAACGGUGAAUGUAAACGGUCAGGUGGUUAGUAUGGGCAAGACGCUGGCUUUCACUAGAAUGGAGAUUCGACAUCCCCUUACAGAUGCAUUGUUGGCCUAUGGCUCACAUACAAAGUUCAUCGGUAGGGCGAUGGGCCAUCCUGAGAACGUCGAAUUCGAUCAAGAGGGAUUGCAAGUGGUACAAGGGAAACAGCCAGAAGAGUGGGGUGAGGAACACAGCAUCUAA
This is a messenger RNA of Ustilago hordei, 540 nucleotides long. RefSeq lists its product as uncharacterized. The record is from RefSeq and is a predicted model, not a curated record. The transcript has a single exon. Lineage: Eukaryota; Fungi; Basidiomycota; Ustilaginomycetes; Ustilaginales; Ustilaginaceae. Gene Ontology annotation, molecular function: fatty acyl-CoA hydrolase activity. The coding region runs from base 1 to 540 and encodes 179 amino acids.